AGCCAGCUAGCUUCAAACAUAUCGAAAACUGCUCACUCAUCCGGCGCUCACCUUCACCAUAUCUUUGCUCAUACAUCACUGCAAACCCUUCGUCUUCCACCUCAUCUCCAAUCAACCAUGGGCUUCCUCGGACAAAUCGCCAGCGGCGGCGUCGGCGCCCUGCACACCUACAUCCUGGUGCUCGAGAUGUUCCUCUGGACGACUCCCCGCGGCCGCAAAGCCUUCAAGCUGACGCCCGAAUUCGCCGAGAAGACCAAGACGAUGGCCGCCAACCAGGGUCUCUACAACGGCUUCCUCGCGGCCGGACUGCUCUGGGGCCUGGUCCAUCCCAAUCCCGAGUUUGCGUCGCAGAUCCAGGUCUUCUUCCUCGGCUGCGUCCAGGUUGCUGGUCUCUAUGGCGGCCUAACGGUUGGUCCUCGCAUCAUGCUCAUCCAGACUGUCCCGGCCGCCAUCGCCACUGGCCUCGUUCUCCUGGGUCUUUAAAUGUUUUGACGGGUUCUGGAGGCAGUUCAAGCUGUGGGUGCGGCUUCACGAAAUCAGAGCAAGUGAGCCUCACUGAGCAAGGAGCGGUUACGUGUAAUGUCUAC
Ilyonectria robusta is the source of this 587-nucleotide messenger RNA. RefSeq lists its product as uncharacterized. The record is from RefSeq and is a predicted model, not a curated record. Lineage: Eukaryota; Fungi; Ascomycota; Sordariomycetes; Hypocreales; Nectriaceae. The transcript has a single exon. The coding region runs from base 118 to 483 and encodes 121 amino acids.